AUGAGUGCUGCUCAGAGUCAGUCAACACAGGAGGCCAAACUGAAGGCCCUGCAGUGCCACUUCACCUGGGACAUCGACCCCAACAAGUCUAAACUGUUAAGUCUUGUGGAGAAGCUGGAGGACAUCGGCAACGAUGAUGGAAACAGCUGGCUGGGUCACAUUUACAACCUGCAGGGAUACAUUCACUACCAGCUGGAAUUGAAAAAAGACGCCCUGUGUUUCCUCAAAAAGGCCACAGAGGCCUUCCGCCAGUCGAGAAACCCUGUCUUAGAUGAAGGCCCCUGCUUGGUGGUGAACUACGGGAACCUGGCUUGGCUGUACUAUCACCUGAAAGAUCAAACACAGAGUGAGACUUACCUGUCAAACGUCGACACCCUGCUGAAAGAACACCCAUCUCCAUCCCAGGACGUGCUCCAUCCAGAGAUCUACGCUGAAAAAGCCUGGACCCUGAUGAAGUUCGGCAAAGACAAAAAGGUGCUGGCUGCAGAUUAUUUCCAGAGAGCCAUCAGGAUGCAGCCAGACAUAGUGGAGUGGCACACUAGUCAUGUGAUAGGGUUAGUGAAGGCUUAUAAGUACAGUGACAAAGCAGUGGAGGGAGUCAUCACUCAGCAAAUGAGAAUGGCCAAGGAACAGGAUCCAGAGAAUUUGUACCUUGCUGCUCUCGACCUUGAGCAGCGUGCUAGGAAAGGAGAAGAAAUUGAAGAUGAAGCACGUGAGUUAGCCAGAAAGGUUUUGGAGAAUCCUGUCAGCAGCUACAGUGGUAUCAAAGUGUUAUUAAGGGUUUACAAAGACCAAUUAUCUGUUGAUGAAGCUAUUGCUCUGGCAGAGGAGGCUCUGGCAAAACAUCGAGAUCAACGUUUCCUGAAGAGGUGUGCUGCUCUCUGCUACAGAUGGAGGAUAGUUUUCACUCACAACAGCCCCAUAAAGCAAAAUACAAUACACAGAGCAAUCAGUCUCCAUAAAGAAGUGACUUCUCUUUAUCCUCAUUCAGCACUUAUAAAAAUAACCCUCGCUAAUAUAUAUGCAAAGUCAAAUCAGGGCCUUGUUAAAGCUGAGGCGAUUUACCAGGAACUGCUAGAAAAGGCUCUGGAACCUGUAGACAAACAAAUGAUUUACAACUACUACGCAAAAUACUUAAAUCAUGCUCUAAAAGAGUAUAACAGGUCGAUAGAAUAUCACAUGAAGGCAGCAGAGAUACAACAACAGUCCUACUAUCGAGAGAACAGCAUCAAAAUUCUGAGAAAUAUUAAAGAAAAAAACAGGAGCCGAAAGUGUAGUGAUAUAGAGGAGUUACUGGCCAAACUGGAAGUUCAGACAUCUUAA
Messenger RNA from Scomber japonicus (chub mackerel), 1323 nucleotides. Its product is annotated as interferon-induced protein with tetratricopeptide repeats 5-like. Gene Ontology annotation, molecular function: protein binding. NCBI's taxonomy places the organism in Eukaryota, Metazoa, Chordata, Actinopteri, Scombriformes, Scombridae. Gene Ontology annotation, biological process: defense response to virus. The record is from RefSeq and is a predicted model, not a curated record. The coding region runs from base 1 to 1323 and encodes 440 amino acids. Gene Ontology annotation, cellular component: cytosol. The transcript is spliced from 2 exons.